GCCGACGCAAGUUGAGCACGCCGGCGGCUAAGGAGGGAAACAGACCGGAAUAGUCCUAAUGCUCAUUGAAAUUUACGAUUAUGCUGCGAAAUUAUUAAACAAUAUGACCGCAAGAGGAGGCAGGGAAACAUCCGGAAAAGAGAAAGCAGGCGAAUCCAUUAACAACCAAUCUACAGGGAAUCUUAGGGGCCUGGUUAAACGCACCCUGGCCAAAGUGGCCCGGGCCAAUCCCGCCCAGCACGUGUCCAAUCUGCCCGUUUCCGCCCUUCUGCUCCAGGCCCUUGACGCGGCGGACGUGGCCCACGGCCAGCGCAUCGAUCAUCCGACCCGUGGGCCGGCGGCGGAUGUGCUGCCAGGACUCCUCGGCGACCAGCCGCCCGGUCUCCUGCCGGAAAACGCCACCGGUAGUCCGCUGGCGGGGAAUGGGGGCGCGGACGUGUACCUGCCAGCAGGCAAUCUCAGCGGUUUCAUCGAGUCCUCGACGACGGCGGUGAUAAGCUCGCUCCCCACCAGCAGCAUGGCCACCUUCCAGGCCCAAACGGUGGCCACCUUUAUCGCCGCCUCCGGCAGCAAGAAUCGCCCAACGACCAUCGUUGUCUACCCAACGGUUUCACCCGAAUCGAUCGUAAUUCCGAUCGUCUCCUGCAUCUUCGGCUUCCCGAUCCUGGCGCUGAUCGUGAUCUGCUGCCUGCGGAGGCGGGCCAAGCUGGCCCGGGAAAGGGACAGGAGGCGCAACUACGACAUGCAGGACCAUGCCGUCAGCCUGGUCAGAUUUAGUCCAAUACAUAGGCUUAAUUACCGAUCGUCGCGAGCUAUCAGUCUACGUCCUGAACGAAGCCUAAGCCAGGGCUUUACUUCCCUGGAGCUGGACACUGUGCUGGAGGAGCGCUGCAGUGACGUGGAGCAGACCCAGACGGAGAUGUUCCACCCGGAGUCGCCGAUGGACACUACCUCCUACAAAAUGUCCUUUUCCUCGAGCUAACAGUUAGCCAAGCAGCAGCUGGAGCGGGCUGACGCGCCUGCGUCCGAUCAGUGCCAGCCCAAAUCCGAGUGCCAGGAGCCAGGAGAGAAGGUUCCAUCACUGGCCAAAUCCACACAACUGGUGCCUCCGGCGCAGCUGCGCAAGGCGGCCAGUGUGCGGGACGAUCCGGCUGCCCUAACCAAGCGGAGGAGUCGCCUCCAGGAGCUCCGGGCUGCUAGUAGUACUGGAGGAGGCGGCCAGGCAGCUGCCGCAUUUACCAAGCGGGAGUCCAAGCGGGAUCGCCGGCAAGGCGCUGCAGAAUCAGGACCAACUAGAAUUGGGGAAUCCCCGGCCAUGCGAAAAUCCCACUCCUUGGACGCCGCCGAAAGCUACUCGCUGGCCAGCAUCCAGGCCCCGCUCUGGGUAACCCUCACCAACGCCAGAACCAUCGACGAGCUGGCUCAGCAGAAGCUGUGAGCUCCAACUUCAGCUGCACUUGCAUCUCCACCUGGCCCCAGCUCUAGUCCAUCAGAACCGUUCAAGCAUACCUACAACGGAGUCCACACCCCGCCUAAUAGAAAAGCUGUAAAUGUUUAGAUGAAGUUUUCAAUUAGCAUCAUUACUUACACAAGAUAUAUUUGCAUCAUUAACUAAGCGAAGAAAAUGCAAUGAAAUUUAAGACCAACCGAUAUAGUAAAUGAAACCU
Molecule: messenger RNA, 1667 nt
Organism: Drosophila rhopaloa
Lineage: Eukaryota; Metazoa; Arthropoda; Insecta; Diptera; Drosophilidae
Exons: 4
Source: RefSeq, a predicted model, not a curated record